AUGGCAGCAGCAGGGCAAGCACUUCGACUCUGCGUCCGCGGUUGUCGUUGGAUGCCCGCCGCCCCCCGAAUCGCUCCUCAGGCCGCGACACAAUUUUCCCGGCACACGCAAAGACGAGCAUUCGCCGUGAGCUCCACGAGACGGGCCAGGGACGAUGACGAUGGGGAGGGCGACUCGGACCCGAUCUACUCGUCGAACGAGACGGUCGCGGAUAUGAUCCAGAAGCUGAAGCCCGAAGAGACCCAGGCUCUCGAGAAGAUCAGGAAGCGCGACCCGUCGGCGCAGGAGAUGACGCUGGAGAAGUUCCUCGAGAGGGAGAUGACGAAAGACCUGCAGACCGAGACGGAGCCGAUCAUGACCAACCAGGAGUUCAAGGUGUUGACGCAUACCCCGCGCCCCAACAGGAUGUCCUUCUGGUAUGACGAGGACGACCCGAAGGCAGACACGGAGAAUGUCAUGGACGAGUUUGACGAGGAUGACAUGACGACGAUGGCGCACGGAAAGCUGGAUGAGAUUCGCGAGUACAGACACUACCAUCGCAUCAUGGCAUGGGAGAUGCCCUUGCUUUCCAAGCUUGCUAAACCGUUCGAGCCGCCUGCCAAGGAGGAAGUGCUGAGAUUCCGAUACACCACAUACAUGGGCGAAUAUCACCCAGCAGAGAAGAAGGUCGUCGUGCAGUUCUCGCCUUCAGACCUGGAGCUCACUGAGGUGCAAGCCAACAAGCUCAGGAAGCUGGCUGGGCCGCGAUACAACCCGGAGAAGGACAUCAUCAAGAUGAGCAGCGAGAAAUACGAGGAGCAGGCGCAGAACAAGCGUUACUUGUCUGAUCUGGUGGACAAGCUCGUCGAGACCGCAAAGGACCCCAAUGACACUUUUGAAGAUAUCCCCCUGGACACUAGGCACCACCAGUUCAAGAGAAAGCCUAAGUUCCCGGUAGAAUGGCGCAUGACGCCGGAGCGGCGCCAGGAGCUCAACGCGUUCCGCGCCAGUCAAUUGCAGAGCGAAUACGCCAAGGAGGAGCAGGGAAAGAUCGUCAGCGGCGAGGCCAAGAUCGAGAAGUUCCUCCAGGCAGCGGACGAGGCCGCAGCUGAGGGUAAGGUGGAAGAGAUGGUGGCUGUUCAAAGCCGUGGCGGCAAACAGAAGGCUCCAGCCGGCCGGUAG
Messenger RNA from Colletotrichum karsti, 1161 nucleotides. RefSeq lists its product as uncharacterized. The record is from RefSeq and is a predicted model, not a curated record. Bases 1 to 1161 code for a protein of 386 amino acids. Gene Ontology annotation, biological process: mitochondrial translation. Gene Ontology annotation, molecular function: structural constituent of ribosome. NCBI's taxonomy places the organism in Eukaryota, Fungi, Ascomycota, Sordariomycetes, Glomerellales, Glomerellaceae. The transcript is spliced from 3 exons. Gene Ontology annotation, cellular component: mitochondrial small ribosomal subunit.